AAAGAUGAAAACGCUUUAACUACUGCUUGUAGUACUAGAGGACAUAUAACAACGACAAGAAAAGAACUUUUCAGAACUGCUUGCACAAACUUCAAGCAAAGAGCUGGGCCUAGUUAUGGGCAGAAAUCAGAGAGGGAAAGGAAGACUUCACUGAGCAGGAAGUGAUCAGAAAACCAAAGGAAGAAUGGAGUCGACAAAGGAAUCUCAUGAUCAUGUUCUUUUGGAUAUUCCUGUCACUAGAGAGCUGAUGAAUCACUAUCGAGCUGCAGCUGAAACUGCUCAGAGUGAACUUGCAGCACUUUCAGUGAAGUAUGAUUUUGCCCAGUCAGAGCUUCUUGAACUCAGGUCCAGAAUGGUCUCUAAGGAAGCCUCUUUUCAAGAGCUGAAGGCUGAAGCUGAAAGCUUCAAGGAAAACAAUGCUAGACAGAUGUCUCACCUCCUGUCUUUGCAAAACCGAAUUCAGGAGAUGGAGGAAGAGGCGUCUGUGCUCACCACUUCUAAAAACCAGUCUGAGCUGACAGCUCGGGUGGCAUUCAAGGAAAACUGGGAACUGAAGGAGGAGCUUCAUGAGCAAAAUACUAAACUUAAUAAAUAUUUGAGUAAGUGCGAAGAAAGCAUGACUCAAGCUUCUAAAAUCAGCAGAAAGUAUGAAGAGCUCCUUACACAGCUUUCUGGAUUCUUGAACACAGACAUCAGAGAAAAAGAGAAACCACAGGAACAUUUAAUGUCAAAGGUCUCUGAAAUAUGUAAAGAAAAUCUGACACUUAAAGACCAGGUUGCUACUCUUCAAGAAGCUAUCAAUGUCCAUGAAAUGGAGUCUAAGGCUAGUAGAGAAACUAUCAUGAGGCUUGUUUCAGAAGUGACCAAGGAGCAGAAAAAGGCAGCAGGAUACUAUCAAGACAUGGAAAAACUUAGUAAGGAUCUUGACAGCGCUGUAACAGGGAGACAGAGUUUGGAGAUGGACAUCAGAAACCUCCAAGAUAAACUGACUGCUAACCAGAAAGUUUUGAAUGCCUCAAAACAGGAACUACACGAUCUGAAGAAAUCUUCCACUGAGCUGGAUGGAAACUUGAAAAGCAGCAGAGAAGAGGCCAGGACUGCUCAGAGCUCUUUAGUGACUUUUAAAGAGCAAAUUGCUACCCUACUCAGCGAUGGAUCUGCAAUAGUUAAACCUUCUGAGAAAGACAUUUUGGAGAGGAUCCAAGAAAUAAAUUGCAAAGAGGAGAAUAAAGAAAUAGUGGUAUCUCAGCUUGAAACUCAAAUAGCUAAAUUGACUGCAGCUUUGGAAAAUCAGACCGGAUUGUACCAAGAAGCUCUGGAGAGGAGCAGGGAAGCUGAAAAAUGUUCUGAGGUUUUUCAGGAUCAACUGAAACACUUGGAAGAAGAAUUACUGUCUGUAGAUCUGAUGCAAGAUGGUUGGAAGCUUGAGAAACAAAAAUAUCUGAAAUUUCUGGAGCAACUUAAUGAGAAGAUGAAGCUGGAUAGCCUAGCAGCAGAGGUUGGAUUUGAUAUGAAUAUGGAUGCAAUUCUAUCUCGAGUAGAGCAGUUAGUGAAGCUGGAAGGUGAUGCAGUGAUUGAAAACAAAACUAUGGCAUAUAGCCUAAGAAGGAAGUUGAAGACUCAGAAGGAAAAACUUGAAAGCAGAGAGCUGCACAUGAACCUCCUGCGGCAGAAAAUAAUGCAGCUGGAAGAAGAGAAACAAGUAAGGACUGCAUUAGCUAUGGAGAGGGAUGAGGCCAAUCUCACUGUCAGAAAGUUGCAUAAGAUGAUAGAGAGGUUACAGAAGCAGCUUGAUCUGGCAAGGGAAAUGAAUACUGGCCUCAAAUCCAAGCUGUCUGAAACCAAUGAACUUAAGAUCAAAACCUUGGAGCAGGACAGAACUAUAGAAGAACUCAGUAAGUCUCAAGGCAAAUUGGAAAGAAUGAAAGAAAAGGCUGAGAAACAACUUAUCUCUGUCAAAUCAGAACUUCUCUUAAAGGAGCGUAAAGCUACUGAAGAUAAAGAGAAAAACAAAAAUAUGUUAGAAGCAGUUACCAGUGAGAUGAAGGUGCUUAAAACAACCCUUGCAGAAUUAGCAAAAAGAGAGAGACAGCUGGCAGAUUUCCGAGAGGUGGUCUCACGGAUGCUGGGCCUCAACAUUGCUAGCCUGGCUCUUCCUGACUAUGAAAUCAUUACACGUCUUGAAGGGUUGAUUCACUCUCAUCAGCACCACUACUUCCCCUGUGUCUGCCUCAAAGAAGUGGCAAGGGCACCAGAGGAGCACUCACAAAGAAAUGUACAGUUUCUUCACUGAAACACAGGUUUUAUAAGGAGACAAAACAAAGUAAAAUUUUCCCUUGUGCUUCCCUACCUGCUAGAUGUCCAUAGAAAGCAGAUUUUUAUUUCUGUUCCCUACUCUGGACAUACUGACUUGGGCUGAUUUUUAGUGUUUCAGCAGGGAGACAACUGAAUGGAUAAAGCCAGCAGCCUAGAAAUAGCAAAGGGAAAAUCCCUGGGCAACGUAAUACUUCUGCUAUGAAAAUAACAGUCAAUAUGUGAACAAUGUAUAGCCCUCCAGUUUCACUGCAGAUGCAUUGAAGGCAUGGGCCACCCGAGGUCAGUUCACAGUUCUGGGAAGUACUCGCUAUUGAAUGUCAGAUUCAGUGACAUUCCGUGUGCUUUUUAUCUCUGGGUGAUGGAUGAAAUAAAGUGGUAGUUGUCCUGCUGCUGUUCUUGCAAAAUGAGACCUCUCUCUGCAUUUUUACAUAUAAGGACUUCAGCUCCAAGAUUGGAAGUUAGACAGAGGACUAUCACAAUUUUGGGACAAGGGAUUUUUUUCUUAUGUUGUUUCCUUAGUCUGCUCUUGUGCCAAAACAAAGUUACACUUUUUCAGCAAAGGCUCUUUCACAGAGUCCAGUCAUGUGCCUGAUGUAGAUCUAUUUGGUAAAAUUGCAUGUUGCCCUUGGUCAUGAUACCUUGAAAAUUUUUCUUCUAGCUUCUGUAUUCCUUGGGCAAUUAAUCCAUAGGUCAAAUAGUGGCAGUUCUUUUGAGUUAAUAAAAAGUUAUUUUAAAAUGCUUAUGCACUACAGAAAAUAGUUGAAUUACUAGUCUUUAUUUUCAGAAAAGCAAUGACAAGGUAUCCAGAACUACCUGUUAAUCAUAAAAGCUGCUUGUCUAUCACCCUUUCUGAGUGUGAUUAAACUUCUUGAUUUUUUAAAAGAAAUUUGAACAAUAAAUCU
Molecule: messenger RNA, 3218 nt
Organism: Athene cunicularia (burrowing owl)
Lineage: Eukaryota; Metazoa; Chordata; Aves; Strigiformes; Strigidae
Gene: CCDC170
Product: coiled-coil domain containing 170
Exons: 13
Coding region: 185-2293 (702 amino acids)
Source: RefSeq, a predicted model, not a curated record